UGUUGUGGCUGCGUUGGUAUUAAAGGCCCACGUCUCUUUCUUCUCCCUUGUUUAUUUACUGUUCAGUAAUGGUUUAAAUUGGCGUUUACAGUUAAAUUUGAACGCCAUGGAGUAUUUUAAAACCGGCCUGAAAUCUGUUUUAGGAGCUCCUUUGCAGGGCAGCUCGCCACCAACUGGAGCAGAAACCGUGGAGCGUCUAGUUGACAGGGUAAAACAUUCUACUCUAUUGGAGGAUAGAAGAGAUGCUUGUCGUGCCCUUAAAUCCCUAUCAAAACAGUAUCGAGUGGAAGUUGGAGCACAGGGAAUGGAUGCCCUGUGCCAAGUGCUAGAAAUGGAUAGAGCUGAUGGUGAAAUUGUUUCAUACGCACUCGAUUCUUUAUGCAAUGUUAUGUCAGCGGAAGUAUUUGAAGAGGAAGAACACCCAGAUGUAUAUCAAAGCUCUAGGACAAGUCUUGGAGAGCAAUUUACAGAAAUUUUUAUGAAGCAGACAGAUUAUAUUGGCUUGGUUCUUGGUUUCCUAGAGGAAUAUGACUUUCAAGUGCGUUGGCCUGCUCUUAAGCUGUUAACUUCACUAAUUCAUAAUAGACCCCGAGAUCUCCAAGAGAUAAUUUUAGUCUGCCCUAUGGGUGUCUCCAAGCUGAUGGAUCUAUUAGGAGACAGCAGAGAAGUCAUUAGAAAUGAUGCUCUCAUCCUACUGACUCAUUUGACUAAAGGAAAUGCCAAUAUUCAAAAAAUAGUUGCAUUUGAAAAUGCAUUUGAUCGUUUGUUUGAUGUAAUGGCUGAUGAAGGCUAUGCAGAUGGUGGUAUAGUUGUUGAAGAUUGCUUGGCUAUUGUCCAUAAUUUGCUAAAGCAUAACACAUCCAAUCAGAAUUUUUUUAAAGAAGGAAGUUAUAUCCAGCGUAUAUCUCCAAUGUUUGCCCUUCCGAGUGAUAGUGAAGACAUCAGCUGGUCCUCUCAAAAAGUUAUCAAUAUUCUCAGCAGCUUACAAGUUAUUCGUAUGCUUGUAAUGCCUGGUAAUCCUGCUCAAGUCACAUCAUCCUGUCAAAGAACCAUAAGAAGUAGUGGAAUACUAGAGGCGCUCUGUGGAAUUUUAAUGGCGAGUGGCGUUCCAGUUGAUGUAUUGACAGAGACUAUAAAUACUGUGGCAGAGAUCAUCCGGGGUAAUUUAGCAAACCAAGAAUACUUUUUGACAGUCAUGGCUCCAUCUAAACCACCCAGACCUGCAAUUGUGGUGUUGUUGCUGUCUAUGGUAAAUGAAAAGCAGCCCCUUGAGCUUCGCUGUUCUGUACUGUAUUCAUUCCAAUGUUAUUUAUAUAAAAAUGAAGUUGGACAAGCCCAACUUGUUCAAACUCUUUUGCCAUCAUCAGCAGAAGUUGGGACUGGUACUACGGGCGAACUCUUAGUCGCAGGAUUGCUAUCAGGUCAUAUGUUAUCAACAUGGCUCUCUGCUGUUGCCCUUUCACAUGCUCUUGUUGAGAACCCAGCUCAAAAAGAACAGCUGCUUCGGGUGGCCCUGGCGACUGGACCAGGUGCACCACCUGUAACUUUACUACAACAGUGCUGCACAAUUCUACAGCAGUCAAGUAAUGUUCAAAGCAAAGUUGGCAUCUUGAUGCUUUUGGCAAUGUGGUUAUCACAUUGCCCAUUAGCAGUCCGUGAUUUACUGAACACACCAUCAUGUAUUCCCUACCUAUCAGCUCAAGUAGGAGCAAAUGAACAUCAAGAACAUGAAGAACUACUACAGGGUCUGUGUGCAUUUCUGAUGGGCAUUUGCAUUAUUUUUAAUGAUGACUCUGUGCCUAGCUAUACAAGAGAUAGUUUGUGUCAACUUGUCAGCAAACGUGUGGGUCAGGAUGUUUUUCUGGACAAACUGGGGGAAGUAUCCAAACAUGAGCUUUACAGUAAAGCUCAUAAGCACCCACAACUCCAAGCUGCAUCAGCAGAACAUGUGUUAUUAGACCAUGAAUUCUGCAAGCUUUUUAAAGCUCUUGAAGGAAUGGUUGUCAAAGCGGUCUCCCCUAAAGAUGCUGGUUUGCACAAUGGAGGCACUGAACUCACCUUAACCGCGACUGAAAGUAGUUUACUUUUACAGUAUAAAGAACUGAUACGAUCUCAAGAUAAUCAAAUACAAGAAAUGCGUCGGCAGUUGCAUCAAUAUGAAUCAGAAAGACAGAACUCCCAGAUGCACAUAGAGGAACUAAGCGCUACUGUUUCUCAACUAAGAGACCAAACCAGGUUGCUUAGUGCAGCAGCCAAUACAGGUGUUACUAGUGCGCUAAGCAGUGAUGUUGAAAAACUCGCCAUUUCACCUCAGACCAACAUGGCAAGAUGCUCAGAAUUGGAGGUUGAGUUGGAUAAAUUACGAAAGGACCAAGAGGAUUUGUUAGUACUUUUGGCAGAUCAAGACACAAAACUUAAUAAAUACAAGGAUAGACUUCGGCAAUUGGGAGAAAAGAUUCAAAGUGAUGAUGAGGCUGACCAAACAAAUCCUGAGGAGCCAUGAUAUUUUCUCAUUGUUUAAUCUGACUGUUACCAUACAUUCCACAGAUAUUUUUCUUGUGGUGCUCAUAAAUUCAAUUUAUAAUCAUGGUGGAACAAGUUGAUUCUUGGUAUUUUCUUUUCAAUUUUGGUUCUUCGUUAAUUUUAUAGUUGACAAUGUGUGAAAAUGAAAUUUGUUGUCUAUAUACACCUUUAUUCAACAAGAAACAUCCCUUGAUAUUGCCACCAUAUUGGUGAGAAAUGAAAUACUUGUGAUUAUAUGAGCCAUCCAAUCAAUUGUGGGCCACCUGUAUCCGGAACAUUUUCCCAGACAGCAUUAGUUCAGAGGGUUGGGUACAGGUGACCCACAAUUGAUAUUUUAUCUCAUGAUACCUGUUACUUUCUACAAGCUUUUGACGCAAAAGAAUGAAAUGAAAAUUUUCAAACGGUAUGAAGAACAGUGGCAAGUUUUACAUGCUUGUAAUUUUGAAAUUGUGAUAGUAACACAAUUUCCCUGAUGGUUUGUUUGAUUUGUAUUUUUUUGUUUUUUGGAGACACAAUAAAAUAAUGAUUCUAACAGA
This is a messenger RNA of Frankliniella occidentalis (western flower thrips), 3059 nucleotides long. RefSeq names its product general vesicular transport factor p115 (gene p115). Gene Ontology annotation, cellular component: endoplasmic reticulum; Golgi membrane; cytoplasm. NCBI's taxonomy places the organism in Eukaryota, Metazoa, Arthropoda, Insecta, Thysanoptera, Thripidae. The record is from RefSeq and is a predicted model, not a curated record. Gene Ontology annotation, biological process: transcytosis; vesicle fusion with Golgi apparatus; endoplasmic reticulum to Golgi vesicle-mediated transport. Gene Ontology annotation, molecular function: protein binding.